UUUAAAUCAAAUGCAGGGCACAAGUCAAAAGCAGCAAGCCGAAUUAUUGCUGUAUGUUGCUUCCCGGGUCUUCUUGGCUAGACCCCUUAUAUUUACCCCAAUCGACGCAGCUUUGGAAAUAUUACCAACUUAUCUCUCUGAUUCAUUCACCACCAAUGUCUCGAAUGGAUGCAAAGUCCCCUCAACACUGUGCCAAGAAAGGUUUCCACAUUAGAAAGCGGUAUAAGAAGCUCUUGUACACUCUAUGUACGAUACUCCUAUCAGUUAUCUCGAUUGCCUUCAUCAUAUAUUUCAUCCUACGCCCCUCUAAGCCUGAAUUCUCACUCAAAGAAAUUGAUAUCAAUCAACUCAACCUGAGCUCAAGUCCUCAACUUGUCAACUCUUCGGUUGAACUCACCUUACUCUCCAAAAAUCCAAACCAGAGAGUUGGCAUCUACUAUGAUGAGCUAAAUAUUUAUGCAUCUUACAAGAAUCAACAGAUAACUGUUCCAACAUCUCUACCUCCUUUCUACCAAGGGCACGGGGACAACAACCUCCUCACGGCUUCAUUGGUUGGCACAGGGCUACCUGUGGCUCCCUCUUUCGGUUAUGAAGUAAAACGUGACCAGACUGUGGGAAAACUGGUGUUGUAUUUGAAAGGAAAUGGCCAUCUCCGCUGGAAAAUAGUGAGUUGGGUUUCCGGAAAGUAUAGGUUUAAUGUAAAUUGUGCAGCUGUUCUGCCUUUUGGACCUUCUAUACCAUCAGGUCCAAUUAGUUCUAAGCAAGGGACUCAGUGUUCUACUACAGUUUGAUAAGUUUGGUAUCGAUUUUAUUUACUUAGACAAAAGUUAAUUAUAUACUUUAAUGUCAA
Messenger RNA from Daucus carota subsp. sativus, 850 nucleotides. RefSeq names its product NDR1/HIN1-like protein 26. Gene Ontology annotation, biological process: defense response to other organism. Gene Ontology annotation, cellular component: plasma membrane; plasmodesma. The record is from RefSeq and is a predicted model, not a curated record. Bases 54 to 791 code for a protein of 245 amino acids. NCBI's taxonomy places the organism in Eukaryota, Viridiplantae, Streptophyta, Magnoliopsida, Apiales, Apiaceae. The transcript has a single exon.